CACCGCAAAAUUAAGAGGCGACGGCUCUAUUACGUUGUGAACCUCAAAUGAAUGAAUAUUUCACGGUAUUUAAAACACUCAUUGAUUGGUGUAUACCAAAUGUUUGUGGUUACAGUGAGAAUUUGAAAAUUUUGAAUUUUUUUGAGCUCUGCAGUCACUAAGAGCAUCUGCUACUGAUUGACUAAACGUUUGAGCCAACAAUGAGACUUUCAUGGGCUGGUUUUUCCAGGUAAUGUGUGCUUAUCUAAGUUUGUUUGCCAAAUGUAGGCCCUUUGUGUACUGGAUUUCAUGCAGCUCAUCAAUGUGUUUCAACAAUAUAAACUGUUUGUUCGUAUCACAAUAGCCUUUUUAUCAAACAGUGUGUGCCGCAGUAGCUUCAACAUGUGACAGGAAUCCAACAUGGCAAAGAGAAGCUUUUUUUUGUCACUGGAUGUGGAAAAGAAGCAUCCAGCUCAGUCAGGUCCAUCUCGCAGCCAAGGCUGUGCAGCAAUGACAAAUUCGCUGCAGCGCCAUCACAGGUCAAACUCACAAUGUGUGCACCUUUUUCGUGAGUCAAGCUAGCAGCACCGAAUUGCGCCUCUGCUCACCACCAAGGCCAUGCACUAGAAAGUAGCCAAUCGGCAGCGUCCAUCUGCCAUUGAUUGCAACAAGCAUUAAAAUAAAUGCAUCUUUGGCAACUGGAAAGCUGUCAUCAUUGACAUCAAUGCCCAUGUCAAUAUUAUCUUUUUCCAUCCCACACCACUUCUCUGAAUGGCCAUCUCAUCCACAACCAGAUUGCAUAAUGUGGAGAGCCGUGCUUUACCUUCAUAGCCAAUGCAGUCAUUGCCUCUUUUGAAAAGUCAGCAGCCCUAUCAAUGGAUUGAUAUCAUUUAAACAGUGUCUUUGGAGGCAUGUGUUGAAAACAGCUCGUACAUAUCUGUAUGCUCUAGGGGAAUAAAAAUGCAAAGUCAGUGCAAAUGGCCUGAGCUCUGGCGAGUAAACGGGUGACAUUGCUGGCACCAGACUUAUGUGGCAGUUGACGCAUGAGCAAGUCUUUUUUUGCCCCACCAAGACUCUGCAAUAUGGCGACAUCCUCAUUUCCUAGAAUGCGAUUGUCAGAUAAAUCUUCUAUGACAUCUUUGAGAUGAGCAACCUUUUGAAAAAGCCGCUGAUGGGAUUGCCGUAGAGUCUUCAUCUUCUUCUUGGUCGCAGUUUGUAAUUGUGUAACGCCAUACUUCAUGCCUCAGAAAGGCCUUUUCAGGCAUGUCUUCUGCUGGCUGUGGCUGCAAAAUAUCACACGCUGUAACAGGUGCAUGAGCGACCAACAUGACACAAAGCACGUACGCAGAACAAAGUACUUAAUUGUAGCAUACGCUCUUGUGCAAGCUAUGAAGAAUAUAAUGGUUAAUUUUAGGGUCAUUACCUUGCUCACGACGGUUUCUGUUUACACUUUCAUGAACUUAAAAACUGUGGGGGCAUAAAACUUCCAUCCACACGAGCUUGCUAGUGCCACUUAAUUUUGUUUGUUUUGUAAUGAAGAAGAAGAGCACACGGACAAGGCCAGCCAGAUCGACUGUUCAAUGCCUGCAGUGCAACCAGUAGGCCAGCCGGAUCGCCAGUGCUUAGCACGAGUGGGAGCCGUUCGUGCAACCAGCUGUUCCUGCUCUGCGUCACCUGCCUUUUCAAUUACGAACAGACGCUACCAUCUGAACUGUUCAGUACACCCCGUUACAAUUGGUGGAAGGUGCUGGGUAUUCAAGAAGAUUUACACCCUGGAACUCCGGUCUCGGACUCUGCCUUCCGUCAUGCCUGAUUCUCCCCAGCCGACGUCGCCGCCACCCUCCGUUGCCUGCUCUGGCGCUCUCCCGCUCCGCCAUCCCGCGGUUUUCAGCGGUACGGAUGAGCAAGACGUCAAUGACUGGUUGUCUACCUAUGAACGGGUGAGCUUGCACAAUCGUUGGGACGAUACCGCCAAGUUAAAUGCUGUCAUCUUCUACCUUGCGGGAGUGGCUCACCUGUGGUUUAAAAAUCACGAAGCUGACUUUCAGUCCUGGUCCGCGUUCAAGACCAAUUUCGCUGAAGUGUUCGGUCGCCCCGCCGUCCACAAGUUGCGCACCGAGCAGCGGUUACGAGAGCGAGCUCAACAACCCGGUGAAACAUUCACCUGUUAUAUCGAAGAGGUUCUCGACCUAUGCAAACGUGUGGAUGCUUCUAUGCCCGAAAAUGACAAAUUGAACCACAUUUUGAGGGGCAUCGCCGAUGACAUCUUCCAAAUGUUGAUCGCCAAGAGUCCGCGUACCGUAGCAGAGCUCAUAAACUUGUGCCAAAGCUACGACGAGUUGAGGAGGCAGCGCGAUUUGACCAGGCGCCCCUCAGUGGCUGACGAGACCCUCUCUUCCAUGACUGUAUUCUCUGAUCGCUCCCCCCUGUUCACACAAAUCCAAGCUUUCGUGCGGGAGGAAGUUGCACGACAGCUUUCUCUACUACCCUUCGCUGAGCUACCCCAACAGCAGCCGCUGCCGCAACAGCCUCCUACACAGCUCGCUCCGACGCUCCGGCGGGUUAUUAAAGACCAAGUUGCUGAGGCUCUACCAAUGCAGCAUCAGCAGUCCCCUGUCGCAGCGCCACUUACUUACGCAUCCGUGGCCGCGCAGCCUCCUCGUCAACCACUCGUUGCGCUACAUCCACGGCCGCUACCACCCGCUCAUCAUCUCGUUCAUCGACCUCCUCCUGCCUUUGCUAAUCUAUGGCGUACGCAAGACAACAGGCCCAUAUGUUAUGCCUGCGGUAUUCCCGGCCAUGUUGCACGACUCUGCCGCCGCCGCAUGCUGCACUCUGAUGGCUUUGCGCAGUCGCCUCCCUACGCCAACGUGCAACCUUUCCAUGACACUUCUUUUAGUCGGCAGUCGCUUUUUUGUCAUUUACGCAUACAAUACGGCUACCCAAAGUACUACGGGAUUUUCCCCGUACUUCCUCCUCUACGGUCGCGAUCCUUCCCAUACCAUCGAUACGGUUUUGCCUUAUACACCAGACGCGUCAGAGUGUGCUCCCGUAUCAGCCGUCGCCCGAUACGCCGAGGAAUGCCGUCAAUUAGCCCGUCAUUUCACCUCCGACGACCAACAACGACAAAAAGACAACCGCGAUGGCGACGCUACGAAUUCGAACUUCGCUCCCGGCACACUUGUCUUGUUGUCCGUGCCUUAUACUACGCCUGGACUUUCGACAAAACUUCUCUCGAAGUAUGAUGGACCAUACCGCAUCGUCGAACGCACCUCUCCGGUCCACUAUGUCAUAGAGCCGCUUACACCGACAUCUGACAAGCGCCGCCGCGGACGGGAUAUUGUCCACGUUCACCGCCUGAAACCAUUCUAUGAACCGCUUGUCUCCACGUCGUAAGUCGCCAGGAUGGCUUCGCUUUUGCACCGGGGGUAAUUGUAAUGAAGAAGAAGAGCACACGGACAAGGCCAGCCAGAUCGACUGUUCAAUGCCUGCAGUGCAACCAGUAGGCCAGCCGGAUCGCCAGUGCUUAGCACGAGUGGGAGCAAAAUACUGCAAGCCCAUCUGAGGCCAGGCAGGAAAGGUAAAAGUACAAAACAACUAACACAGAAGAGGCCAACAUACAUAGGUCAAUGAGAGAUGUUUCACAGUUUGAGUGGGCAAAAUAUACUGAGCUCAUAUAUCGUGGCUCAUUGUGACCGAUCGAACAUAUAAAGAGCAUAGAAAAUUGUGAAAACCUGUUGGUCUUGCUAGUUAUUGUGUCAUUUUAAUGGAAAAGAGAAAUUGAAAAAGGAUUAUUGGCCGCUAAUUAGUGUUUAAUGCAAACCCUGAGGAAACUCAUACCGCUGUAUUUAAUUAGAUACCGCAGUAUUUAAUUAGAUGGCUGCCAUGAUCAUAAAUCCACGUGCAGUUCACUGAGUGAUAUCUAUUAUGCUUCAGCUAUUAAACAGUUGCCAUGAAAAUAAAUGCUACUUCACUAGCAGUUACCUAAGGAAACAAGUAUGUAAAAAUUGUAGUGGUCGAAUAUUAUCCUCACCAUAGUAUGCCUUGCUGUUCGAGGUGUCUCUGGGUUGUGUGUAGGCAGCGCUGCAGAAGCUUCACCCUUGAGCAUCCUGGAGGGCCUUGGACUGGGAGACUGGACAAAAUGCACCAAGUGCAAUGAGGAGGGACUGCUUACUGCAACAUAACUUGAAAUUGCUGAUCGUGCAAACGAAACACCAGAUGCACAGUUGAAGCUAAAACCCAGGACUGAAACCAGGGAAACACCAGAAUAGCGACACCAUUGGCUUUAUUUAUUUCAUUUAUUUAUUUCACAUACCCUCAAGCGCAAGGCAUUAUAGAGGGGAGUGGGGUACAUGCGAAUAACAAUAACAAUGAUAACUACGGAUUUAUAUAAUGCAAGCGACAUGUGCAGUGAACAGAAUCAUUAAGAAAUCAAAUAACAAGAAUACUAUGAUAUUCAAAUUAUAAAAAUCUAGUGACAUAUGAACUGAACAAAAGAAAAAAUACGGCGCGACAGCGCUUGCGCAAAUACAGCGCAUGUGGCCACGUGCAUGGCCACAGUUGAAAAAAAGCAAACAAGGUUCGGCGGAAAAGUGCGCUGUCUUCGAUUGACACGAUAGCAUCAGGAAGGUGGUUCCAGUCGUUCAUUGUAUGGGGAAUAAAUGAAUAUAAAAACCUGUUUGUGUGACAACAAGUGCCUCUUACUUUAUGACGGUGAUCAACUCGAGAUGACAGAUAAGUAGGUGCUAGAAUGAGCUCAUUGCUAAGAAUAUGAUGAUGAAAUACUUUAUGAAAAAGGCAUAAGCGAAAAGCCUUUCUGCGCAGUGAUAAAGAUAAAGCGCAGCUUCAUUUAAAAUUUAAGCACAAUAAUGACCAGCAAGCAGGACAUCGUUAGGGAGAUCAGUGGCUGUGGCUAUAUACUGUAUUUUUUAUCUACUGUCCCAAAAAAUGUUGAUAAAGCUUACCAGCACAGUUGGCAUGUUAUAAAUUUUAUUACUGUAGUAAAUGUUGGAGCCUAGCAAGGGUGUUAAUUAUAUGUGUAAUGAGAGGACAUCGUGUAAUGAGGACAUUCAGAGAAGGAGUGUGUUUUCCUUAUUCCAACUUUACUGAAAAAAAAAGUAGUUUUUCAUCUUACAUAACACUGCUUUGCUGCAGUUUGUUUUAUUUUCCUUAUCUUGUACUCAUCCUUGAUUGACUAAAAUGAGGUUAUGAUGUAGCAUGUGUGGCUUUCAUUCAUUAGCACUUGCUUUUGCCAAUGUUAACAAUGAAAUUUUAACGCAGUAUGCUUGUCACCUGUGUCAAAGAAGGGCUGUAAUGUAGCCAAUGAUAGGUUGAAUAGUUCUAUCUUUCUCUUCAUUCUAAGCAUUACUAAUAGAUCUUUUAAAUCUGUCGAAAACAUCUGACAAAAAGCUGUAUGACAGUCUCAUAUGCAUUUUUGAAACUGAAAUAAUUACUUUAAAGGUGAAAUACAAAAUAUAUAUUACAGGGAAACACCAGAUUUUUGCAAAGCAGAACAGAAUAUGAAUAAGGCACACAUGUGAGAAAAUGUCUUAAGCAAGCUCUGUGAUCAUUACGACAAUCAAACAUGCCAGGACAUGUUGGAUUUCGGAAGGCUCAUCAGCGAUGUCUGAAUCAGUCAAGGGCGCGCUAGCAAAUGUAGCAGUACCCUCUGCUAGCACAUCAAUCAGACAAGCCCUCAGAGAUGUCCAUAUCCAUUGUGGCUUGAGAGAGACCUGCCUGAAUAUAAGAAAAGCAUACUUCACUUCAGGAAUGGUGGGGGACAUGUACCACAGUCAUGAAAAAGGUAUGAUCAAAUUGGAAACAUGUAUUAUGGCUGCAUACAGCUGUGCACCAACUUACUGGCUCAACUUGAUGCUGUUAUGUUCCCGUGGAUGUAGCUGCUUCACUUUAUGGUUGACUCAUUGCUGUGGCAUCGUCCUUUGCAAGCGUCUGGAGUUAAAGAAUAACCCACCAGAUAUUUUUAAGGUCCAACAAUAACAUUUGCUGUGGAAUGCAUUUACACAACCUUUGCAGAGUCAUGCAAAAGACCUCGCAUGAUCUGUGCAUGCUUUCCCUACACACCGCAUCCCCUUGUGUAGAAAACUAUGUUUGAUCUAAGUGUGCUUGUAAAAUACACAUACAGCUAAUUGAAUCUCGGGGAAAAUGGAGCUGUAGUAACUUCGCAGUGCAUGUUUCACACAAAAAUAUCAUAGACAUAGCUGUAACACAUACAUAAUGUAAUUCCCCCUCUGUAAUGCCUCCAGGCCUUCAGGGUACUACUAAUAAAUGAAUGAAAAUUAUGUUCACUCCUGUAAUUUAAAGUAAAACUAUGUUAUUUCAUCUCAACUGUCAUUUACCUGUUGUUUAAAAUAUGUCAACCAACAUCAUGUCUUCUGAAAAAAAAAGAAUGAUAUUUUAGCCUCAACAUGGGGUGAUUGAACUUUGCACUCACAAGCCGAGUUACUACGAGCAGAAUAUUCUCUACAAAAUUAUUGUUGUUGGCGACUAUUGCAAAACUUGGUAUGUUACGUGAAGACUAAUCUUUCAUGGUUUCUUCAAUUAAUUAGUUUUAUUGCAAUUUUGAUUGUUUUCAGCCACAAGAAAUACAUACAAAAUUCAGUAAUAAUAAUUUUUAUAGCAGGAAAUGUAAUUCUUCGACAAUAAGUAGCUUCACAUCGUGGGCUUUUCAGGAGUGUACGCUAGCUGAUAAAAGUACUUUAAGGAGAAAUAAAUGUUUAACACUUAGUGGGAAUUAUGACAAAGUUGGAAAAAAAAUUGCUUGAAUAGUAUUGCACCACUAUUUCGUCAGUUAUAAUUCGCACGAGCACGUAGUCACAAAUGAUCGCGAAUAUUGCAGUUCCAUUUUCAUAAAUAAAAGAAACGUUCAUUGUGCUUGCCUAUGGAAGGACAGACCAUCGCGCCGAUUUUCUGUUCGAUUAGGGCAUCCUGGCACACAACACUUCAUCACGCAGGUGCGCCUACUGCUGACGGGAGUUCACGGCGGUCUGCUAAGAGGCCGAAGACUUUGAGCAGAUCUCGAGCAACAGUGUCGACUGCGCUACGGGCUGGCACGGCCCUAAAUAUGUUCGGAGUCUCCGGCUCGCCAGUCCAUCAUUGGGCACAAGACAGGACGAAUUUUUUUUCCCGUAGGGAAACAGUCGCUUCGGACCCUGUACGCUCGCCUACUCGCCUGCACAUUUUGCGGGGGCGAAAGACAUCACUGUUUCCCAAAAGACGUUGUCAAACGCAACGAAUCGUCGUCGGAAGGGUGGCUUGGUUGCCUUCACACGUUUGCAGGGCGAAAGGUUCCCUCGUUUCCCUGAAACCACACCGAAACGCAACCAGUCGUCCUUGAGGUGGUCCUCCUGGGUUGUUGGGCCUAAUGCCGGUUAACCGACGCCUUCGUUCACAACAGCCUUGGCGCCUGUCUGCUAAUUAAGUGGCGAGACUCAACUGCUUCACACACUCGAAUUCCUUCACUAACCUCAGCGCGCGUUUGCCACGCCGACUAUGUGCGCAUACUCCGAAACCAAAGCCACCGAAGCGAGCCGAGUAAAAUCUAUCGCUUGCCUAUCAUGUGAGGGCCUAUUUCCCAUCAUCCUAUUCCUCUAAAUUUUUUAUGACUAGGCUUCAAGAUUGUCACGUGACGCUCCCUCCUAGUUUUUUUCCUUCCUCUAUGGUUCAAAAAUUAUUCAGAUAAAGAUUGGUAGUAAGAAAUUCCAUUUCUUUCACAUUUCGUGAGGUUGACAUUUCCCAGCUACUUGAACGAGUGGCACAUGGACGAGCGGCACUGCGUCCUCGAAUUUUUCACCAUGUUAAAUUGCUGCUCGCACUCUGCAUUUUUCUGUGGUAUCAACAAAAUACUUUCUGUGCUAUCAACAAAAUACUUUCUGUGCUAGCGCUCCUUGCUUUUAAAGCCAUGACUGACCG
This is a messenger RNA of Dermacentor silvarum, 7908 nucleotides long. RefSeq lists its product as uncharacterized. The transcript is spliced from 2 exons. NCBI's taxonomy places the organism in Eukaryota, Metazoa, Arthropoda, Arachnida, Ixodida, Ixodidae. The record is from RefSeq and is a predicted model, not a curated record. The coding region runs from base 1560 to 3224 and encodes 554 amino acids. Gene Ontology annotation, molecular function: zinc ion binding; nucleic acid binding.